CACUUGCACUAUUCCGCGAUAUAAGAAGCUGGCCGCCCGACUGAAUUCUUACCGACUUUAUGAUUUUUUAUUAUUAUGAAUUAUUAGGGAGUACUUGUGGGUAAUUAUUAUUAGUACGGAGGCUUGAGCAACUACAGAAAAACAGUGACGCGUGUCAACCCCUUCUGCUCCAACUCUUGUUUCUACCGGAUUGUCCUUUUUAAUUUAAUCACAUUGUUCUGAUUUUUUAUGUGUUCCACGUUUUGGACUUCCGCCGCCAUACCUACUUGCUAAGCUAGGAGCAGCCACUAUGGUCGCGGUGGCGGUGUCUCUCUAUCCAGCCGUGGGGAAGAGCCGCCUUCUGCCUGCACCUCCGCUCACCCGAGCAGUGCCAAUGCGGGGAUUCCGACCAAAUUCAACACGUUUGGCGCCAUUUGUUGCAUGUUCCAGCGGACAUGAUGCCACCAAUGCACUUGUCUCCAUUGCCCCCCCACCAGCUGCUGUCUCUCGAUCAAAGCGUCAUACAAUUUCAGUGUUCGUUGGGGAUGAAAGUGGUAUAAUUAACAGAAUAGCUGGAGUUUUUGCCCGGAGAGGCUACAACAUUGAGUCUCUUGCUGUAGGGUUGAACACAGAUAAGGCUCUUUUUACCAUUGUUGUCUCUGGAACUGACAAGGUUUUGCAACAAGUUGUAGAGCAACUUAACAAGCUUGUGAAUGUCAUUAAGGUGGACGAUCUAUCUAGGGAGCCUCAAGUAGAACGAGAAUUGAUGCUCAUUAAGCUAAAUGCAGAGCUGAGCACAAAAGCAGAAAUCAUGUGGUUGGCAGAUAUCUUUCGAGCGAAAGUGGUGGAUAUAUCAGAGCACUUUGUGACCAUAGAGGUAACUGGUGACCCAGGAAAGAUGGCUGCUGUCUUAAGAAAUAUAAAUAAGUUUGGAAUUAAGGAGCUUGCUAGAACGGGAAAGAUUGCCUUGAGACGUGAAAAGAUGGGCGAGACAGCUCCUUUUUGGAGGUUUUCUGCAGCAUCUUAUCCUGAUCUUGAACAAACAACAAAUGGUGUUGCAACUCAAAAGCACAACAAGCCAACCAUUAACAACAAAGUGCAUAAUGGUCCCAGUGGUGACGUCUAUCCAGUGGAAUCCAAUGAUGACAUCUAUGUGAAUCAGGUUCUUGAUGCCCACUGGGGAGUUCUAUAUGAUGAAGACGCAAGUGGGAUUCGUUCACACACAUUAUGUAUGCUAGUUAAUGACUCGCCUGGAGUACUCAAUCUUGUCACUGGGGUCAUAUCUCGAAGAGGCUACAAUAUUCAGAGUCUUGCGGUUGGUCCUGCUGAAAGAGAGGGGCUUUCACGUAUUACCACAGUUAUCCCUGGAACUGAUGAAACUAUAAGAAAACUGGUUCAGCACUUCUACAAGUUGGUGGAUAUUCACGAGGUUCAUGAUCUAACAUGUUUGCCCUUUGCGGAGAGGGAACUGAUGUUGAUAAAAGUCGCAGUAAAUGCUUCUGCUAGGAGGGAUAUCCUUGACAUUGCCAAUAUUUUCCGAGCUAAAGCCGUCGACGUGUCUGAUCACACCAUAACAUUGGAGUUGACAGGAGAUUUCAGCAAGUUACUAGCAUUGCAAAGACUACUGGAACCUUAUGGAAUUUGCGAGGUUGCGAGGACAGGUCGAGUGGCAUUGAUGCGAGAAUCAGGCGUGGAUUCACAAUUUCUUCGCGGAUAUAGUCUUCCUUCGUAAUUUGUGCAUGGUUUAGAAUGUAUUACUUGUUAUAAUGAGCCUGGCUGGUGUCGAAAUCAAUAAGUGGCUCGGUUUGAGACGACUAGGUCGGUGAUAUUCAUCUAUUGUAUUGUAUGUAUGGGUGCAUGCAAGUGUAACCCUUGAUCAAUGAUCAUCAUUGUCUUUCUCAUCAAUGCAAUGAAUAUUUGCUUUUUAUGCAUAAGCUACAUCAAUACAUCAUCACCCACCCUCUUUUUUUCUUUCAGGAAAGUUUUCAAUUUGAAUUUAUUUUCAUUCUUCCAUGUAGUAAAGAGUAG
Messenger RNA from Cuscuta epithymum, 2007 nucleotides. The record is from the annotation of a GenBank genome assembly. Lineage: Eukaryota; Viridiplantae; Streptophyta; Magnoliopsida; Solanales; Convolvulaceae.